Coprinopsis cinerea okayama7#130 is the source of this 2118-nucleotide messenger RNA. Its product is annotated as ABC transporter ATP-binding protein. The transcript is spliced from 8 exons. Gene Ontology annotation, biological process: transmembrane transport. Bases 1 to 2118 code for a protein of 705 amino acids. NCBI's taxonomy places the organism in Eukaryota, Fungi, Basidiomycota, Agaricomycetes, Agaricales, Psathyrellaceae. The record is from RefSeq and is a predicted model, not a curated record. Gene Ontology annotation, molecular function: ATP hydrolysis activity; ATPase-coupled lipid transmembrane transporter activity; ATP binding.
AUGCUCUAUCGGAAAGGAAAGGGAAACCUCUCCGAACAACCGAAGCUCUGUCCCGAGUCUCCUCGUGCCGACGAUGUCAACGCCGUAAACGAUUCCUCGGACUCCAAAUAUCGGGAUGUCAAGAUUGAGGAGUACCAGACUGGAAUAUGGAGAGUCCUUCUCUCCAAACAGGGACAAUUCAAGGGCCCUAAGGCAUUCGAACAAUUCACCCAUUUCUACAAGUCUUUUGAUCACAUCCGACAACUUUACAUGGACAUUUACACGCUAUCCCCAACUCUAUUUCUGCUUCAUGUCCUUUCCUCGCUCUGGUCUGGUCUACAAGGUGCCUUGAUGCUCUAUUACUCGAGUGAAAUUUUGCGAGCGGUCGAGGCGGGACUCAAGGAGGAUCAACCGACUUUAGCUCCCAUGCUAAAGACCGCGCUUGUUCGAAUGCUUUGGAAUUUCUUAAUCUCGUAUAUCAACAGACAAUUCCGGAUUGUUGACAGGCGGCUUCAAAGGAAGGUCCAGCUUCACUUUGAGCUACGAGUAAUCAGAUCCCAACUUGGUUCCGACGUGUACACGGCGCGUACGAUUCCGGCUGUCGAGGCGUUUUAUGCAUGGGAUGCAUUCGACCACGUGAACCGACAUAUCGUAAAUAUGACCAGGACCAUAAGCCACAUAGCCGUCACGCUCCGCAACAUACAAGCCUCCUUUGGCCCUGUCUUCGUCGCGUUUUGUCUGGGACCGCCAAUCAUCAAUCAAAUGCUCGGAACAUCGCUUUUUGACAAAAGUAGCCUCUAUCUCUUUACCGUGCACGACCUCUUGUAUCUGAUAGAAGUUCCAGCGUGUUAUCUCUGGAUCGACAACUCCGUUUACCUGCGAACGCAGGCUUUAAGAGCCCUCGGGGGCGAGACUUACCGACAAGAUGUUAUUUGCGGGGAUUUACGAGAUUGGAUCGUGAAAGAAAUCCAAGAGGGCUCGGAGGAACUAGGUGAUUUGCCGGACAUCUUACCGUGGAACAACGACCGCGACAUUUCCUUCAAGACUAUCUUUAAGCUUCUCAGUAGCGCACCCCUAGUUAUGUGCCUCCUGGUGGCGUUGUCUGAUAAGCAACCUUCGGUUGCAACGGUAGCUAUCCUGCAAUCGUCUCUGAGGGAGCUUCGGGCGAACGUAACGUCGGCCUUAAAUUACGGAGAGCGACUUGGAACCUGCCUUUCACGGCUCGGGAAUCUGUACAAAUUGUUGGAGGCCGACGCUGGCUCCAAAGCGGCGCUUUCGUAUCCGCCAAACGAUGUCGAUUCCAAUGGCAAGGCAGGGAUGAAAUUUGAGCUUCGAAAUGUGUCUUUCGCGUAUCCAGGGAGCAAAAAUUCCACCAAGGCGCUCGAUGGUCUAGAUCUGACUAUCCCUGCUGGAAGUGUCGUCGUGAUUGUUGGGACGAACGGAAGCGGGAAGUCAACUCUAGUCCGCAUCCUUUCGUGCCUCAGCCCGCCUACCUCUGGCGACUUGAUGAUCGAUGGCCAUCCCGCCAAAGAUUACGAUUUGAGCGAAAUCCGCCAAGCGUCUGCCAUCCUGAGCCAAGACAGUCAGCUGUAUCCAUUGUCAUUCGCAGAGAACAUCGGCCUGGGUUGUGUAGAGUUGAUGUCCGAUAUGGCACUGGUUAAGGAUGCAGCGGAGAGGGGCGGAGCGGCGGAGUUUAUCUCGAAGAUGGGCAAGGGUUACGAUACGGUGCUCGACGCACACAGGUUCAGGAAUAAGCACGAGUUCAAUCUCCCGGACGACGAGAACCACCCUUUACAAAAGAGGAUCCAGAGUCUUCCUAACAAGAAAGCCAACAUAUCGGGAGGGGAACGGCAGAGGGUGAUUGCUGCGCGCUCAUUUAUGAGGCUCCAUUCGGGGAAGAUCAAGUUUGUGGCUGUCGACGAACCGAGCUCCGCUUUGGACGCGGAGGCGGAACUUCGGCUCUUUCAACAGCUCUUGGCUGUCCGUGAUGGCAAAACGCUGGUGUUUGUGACCCACCGCUUUGGACACUUGACCAAAUUCGCGGAUAUGAUCCUGUACGUCACCUUCUAUCUACCAGAUCUCGUGUUUGACCUCGCCAAUUGGCUUUUACGUUCCUUUCAGGUGCAUGAAAGGAGGUAG